Messenger RNA from Schistocerca piceifrons (Central American locust), 5274 nucleotides. RefSeq names its product ataxin-2-like. The transcript is spliced from 13 exons. Gene Ontology annotation, cellular component: cytoplasmic stress granule. Bases 217 to 3285 code for a protein of 1022 amino acids. Gene Ontology annotation, molecular function: RNA binding. Lineage: Eukaryota; Metazoa; Arthropoda; Insecta; Orthoptera; Acrididae. Gene Ontology annotation, biological process: cytoplasmic stress granule assembly. The record is from RefSeq and is a predicted model, not a curated record.
ACGAGGUUUGUGGAUGGUGAUUAAUUUUGUGGAAGGGGGAACAAAACUUUGAUUCGCAUCUAGCGCAUCUAAUCGCCGUUAAACCACCUUCCCAAGAUUUUUAUAAUCUUAAAUAUCUUAUCUUUCUUCUUGUGGGUGCUAAUAAAAUUUGCCAAAAUUCCGGUCCCUACAAAAAUACGUGAAGGCGCCUACCCCGGCAGGAGCGAGGAAGGCAGAAUGAACAACAAACGGAAAACCAGACCGAAUGCUUCAAGGUCUCCACGUACACGUCCGGAGAGAAGCGUGACAGCUGAUGGCAUUUACCAGAAUCCACAUUUCAUGCACGCAAUUACUAGUCACGUUGGCAAUAACGUUUUGAUAUCAACUCUAAAUGGAUCGGUAUUUGAAGGAGUUUUCCGAACAUUUUCAAGCCAAUUUGAUGUUGUUCUUGAGAUGGCACACAAAGUUAAUACAGAUGAUCCAAGCAAAAUUGAUAUCGAUACUGUUGUUGAAAAGUUAAUUUUCAAGCCCGAAGAUAUUGUUACAAUUGAAGUGAGAGAUUGUGAUUUGGAAUACGCUACAAGAGAUACGUUUCAGACUGAUACUGCCAUAAGCAAAUUCAAUGGCAAUAUAAGUGGAGAGCGUGAGCUCGAACCUUGGGAUGAACCAGGUUGUAAUGGAGAUGAAUUUGAUCUUGAUUCAAAUAGUUCGCUCGGUUGGGAUCCUAAUGAAAUGUUCCGCAAGAAUGAGAGAGACUAUGGCGUUCAGUCGUCGUUUCAGCCAUCAAUGGAAUCUUAUACUGUGCCAUUACAGAAGAAAGAUACAAAAGAAUUCAAAGAUGCGGAGGCAAAAGCAGCAAAGAUUGCAAGUGAAAUAGAGAGUAACCCAAAUUACAAAGCACGUGCUGAAUUGGAGAACGGUGACGAGGAGGAACGUUUUGCGGCAGUUAUCCGGCCAGACGGCCAGGGUGAAGCAGGCAAAUAUUUGCCUCCACAGAAGCGCAAGACAGGCCCUGCACCACCAUCUGCAGGCAAGGGCGUGCGUUCAACCCCUCCACCACAGCCCCAAAUAUCUCAACCGUCGCAACAGCCAGCAGCAACACAGCAGCAGCAACAACAGCAGUUGCCACAGUUACCGUCUUCCACAAAGGCGUACCCACCUCUCCCACAAACAAAUAGCUAUCACCAUUCGGUAAUAUUUUCAGUUUCUCAGCAGCAGCAGCAGCAACAGCAGCAGCAAUCUUCUCAGCAGCAGCCACAACCGCAGGCACACGCCGCCCAGCCGCAGGCUACACCACAGCUGCCAAUGCCGAGGCAUCCUUCACCUGGCUCCCCUGUUGUUCCUGUGGGCAUCAGAGAGCCCAAAGUCAAUGGAAUGGAACCAAAGGCUCAGCGGACACCACAGAUAAGGGGAGGCACUCGAGCUUUCACAAACGUGGAAUCUCAGGGACAUCAUCAGGGACCCACAAAGCAACACCCAGUGGCUAUAACGCCAUCAUCUGUUCCGCCAGCACCGUUUCCGAGUGCAGGAGCAGGGACAAGUGUGCCUCCACAGGGUCAACCUCCACAACAGGCUCCGUUAGCCACAGUUCACCAAGCACAGAGCCCUUUACCUGCCUCGCCAUCUCCAGUCCGGUCUCCUGCAAACGAUGGGGUUGGAAUUGUCCCAUCUGUGACAGCUCCAACCACAAAGAUUGCAGAUCAGCAGACAGCCCCCUCUUCUGUAUCGCAGCAACAGCAGCAGCUGCCACAACCAGCUCUGCCAACCACAGCUCCUAAUCAAUCCCAAGGGUCACUGCCACGAAGCAAGGUUCCAGCUGGACGUGGUCGGGAAGAACAACUGGCAGAGCUGAAGAAAUUUGGACAAGACUUCAAACUGGCUGAAGUGGAUAGCUCCGACAGGAAACAGCACCAAAAUUCUACUGCUCCACCAUCAUCUGUUUCCCAACCAUUGCCGCAGCAUCAGGUUCAGACACCACAGCCACAGCAGCAGCCUCUCGUCCAGCAGCAGCAACAGUCAGCACCUUCUGCCCAGCAGCAGCAGCAGCAACAACAACAACAACCACCAUCUUCACUGCCCACACAGCAGCAGCAGCCAGCUGCAGUGCAACCGCAGCAACAGCAGCCGCCACAGCAGACGGAAGAACAUAAGGAGCAGGGAGAAAGUGCUGACAAGGUGUCAAAUGCCCUCAAGAAGUCUACACUAAACCCGAACGCAAAGGAGUUUGUGUAUAAUCCCAAUGCCAAACCAUUUACUCCUAGGUCACCCAGUACACCAACACCAUCAAGACCUCAUACUCCUCAAACGCCACAGUAUGCUGCUGGUAUGGCAAUGGUGGUUCCAACAUAUGUAGUGACAACAAGCCAACCUGCUUUCACAAAUCCUAACCAAGGAAACCGCUUCCGUAAAAUCCAGGUGAUGCCGCACCGGAAUGAUAUUGCAUCCCAGAUGUCGGUAGCAGCAGCUACAGGGCAGCCGCUGCUUGCCCCAGCACCUGCCCCGAUGCAUUCGCAGUUUACAGUGCCGUAUGCUCCUCCAGGUCAUAUGACACCUCAGCCAUACCAUCAGCAGCAGAUGGUUCGAAUGGUGGCACAACACGGAGGUGGUGUUGUGCCCCUAGGAGCUGUUCCCACGUCAGUCAGCUACCACCAUGAGUCCCCGGGACCUCAGCCGGCACCUGGUCCCCAGUUGCAGUAUGUGCCGGCCGCUCACGCGGCAGCUGUCGGACCACCUCACCCACAUCAUCCGCAUCACCCACACCACGCCCACCACCACGCUCACCACCAUGCGCCACCUCCCCCGCCGCCACCUUCGGGCGGCGGCCCAGGCACCCCGUCACCUGCACAGGCAGCCGGCAACCCAGGAGGGCCUCCACAUGCACAUGCGGCAGCAGCCGCUGCCGCUGCUGCGCAGGGCGCGCCCACUUACCACCACCAUCCUGGAGGGUCACCAGCGGCUGGAACUCCUGGCGGCCCCGCGGGAUACCAGCAGGGUCCGCCCCCACCUCCUCAGGGGCCCCACCCUCCCGGCCCGGCACCACCUCCCCCGCCACCACAUGCUUUCCCUGUGGUGUGCCCUAUCCUUCCUACACAGCAGCUGGGACCCCCACAUGCCCAUGCACCUCACCAUGUCGUGCAGCAGGCGGGUGCUGUUCAACAGGCUGCUGCUGCUGUUCAAUAUAUUCAUCAACACCAGGGUGCCUACCACCACCAACACCCUGCAGCUGCAGUUGGCAGUGGGCAACCACAUCCUAUACAAGUGAUUCUGCACACAAUCAAUGACAAGGAGUCAGAAAUUAGUAGAUAAUCUAAUUAUUAAGUAAAAUUGCAAGUGCAGUUGGAGUUAAAAGUAAAAAUGAGUACUGGUGGCAAUGUUAUGGAAUGGCAGCUUUGAGGGAAGUAGUUGAGCGUGUGCAUAUGAUGCGAGAGAUUACACAUGAGCAAACUAUAUAAAGAUUCCUUUUGACGUACAAAAACAGGGAAAAAGCUCCCACCUUUUGCUCUGUGAUUAAGUUAAUCUUUCUCAUUUCCAUCCCACAAUACAUUGCUUAAACAAUAACUGUGGUUUGUGUAUGUUCCACAAAGAGGUUACAAAGAACAUUGAUGAUGGAGCAAGGAAAAGAGAAUGGAUACUCAAACAAAUAAGGUGCCUGUGAUAUAUUUUAUGCAACAAUUUCAUGAUGGUGCUUCUGAUGAUGACGCCUCAUAAUGAGGCAGCAGCAGAGUGCUGAGGUGGCUCAUUUUACAUUUUGUAGAUUUUAAUGCAAAACUUACAUGAGGUAUUUUAUUUACCUCAUACUUUUGUAACUUUAACUGCAGGUGUGAUGAAGCAUCUACAGUGUUUGAUAGUGCAGUUGUUGAGGCCCUAAUUCAAAAUAAACAGUAUGUAGCAGUUUUUGCUGUGUCAUAUGUUGAAGCAGUUGUUUCUCACAGAAGGCAAGUUAAUCGUGUACUUUCAUGUACCCAAAUGAACUCAUUUACUUGUAUUAUUUUCUUCUCUACUUUCAUCAUCGUGGUUGACUUUUAAGGUUGUUUUUUAUUAUUAUUAUUAUUAUUAUUAUUAUUUUCAUUGGUAAGCAAGAGUUCGCUUCUUCAUCUGAGGUGGUGUUUUAAGUGGUGUAGCUAUCACUCCAGCAGUAGGAGGAAAAUACAGGAGACAUGUGAAGGAUGUGUCUUCCAUCAGUCUGAAUUUCUCAAAUAGCUGUUACUAGGAGUGAGACAUACUGUUUUACAAUAACAUUUAUUAGUUUCAGGAUUUUGCAAUUAGUAUCUGAUCAAUGAAGCAGAGUCAGAAAGUUGUCUUUCAAACAAGUAUUAGAAAAUUUUGUCUAUCACUAUGUUCAUGUGAUGGCAUGCAUUCUUAUGAAAGCGUUACAUAAUUCAUAAUUAUAUUUAAUUCUUUGGUCUUUAUGGGAAAAGUGUUACAGUUAGAAAAUUGAAAGUAUUUUUCUGCAUAUUUCGCAAAAUAGUAGCAGAUAUUGAAUAUUCCAUAAAGCAGUGUCCUUACAUGCUUUGUGAUGAAUCCCCCAACCAGUACGUAAAGUGGUAUGGGAGUUAAUGUGUUGAGAUGUGUUUGGCUUUCUCAUACUUCAUGUUUUUUAACAAACCUUGAAAUGUGUUGAAUUUUGUGCUGCUUUCUUUUCUUAUACAUACAUAUAUUUUACUACAGGUUUCUCAUGUAUUUUCCUACGUAAAUACCUAUCUCUAGAGAAGAUGGUGGUCAUGUGUGUUCUUAAAUACAUUUUCUGUGUGUGUGUGUGUGGGGGGGGGGGGGGGUGCUCCAUGUUGCUGUCUUUUGAAAAUCCUGGUGUAUGAAAAGUGAUAAAAUACUGGGACCAUCAGCACAUAACUGCCUCUUUUCAGUUGAGAUAUAUUAUUAAUUUUGAUAUCUAGGUUUUCAUAGCAACCUCUGUCAUCUUGUAAUUGUUGCUUGUUGUGUUGGUAAAGUUCGUGAGCAGUGCAACAGGUAUUCUUACCUCAAAUUUCCUGAGAUAAGUGUUUGCUGUAAUUUGGGAAUUUAUCAUUUGUUGGCGGGCAUUACAUUUUUUCUAAAUUUAAAGUACUAAACAUUUGAGAUUCUGUAAAGAUUAAAAAAUCAGUUUUUAAAACAUUAAGCAUUUAAUCUACACAGAGCUCUCGCUUAGGAAGGUAUGGAGGGUAAAGUGUGUUAUUUGUAAGUAAUACUUAACUACUUUGUACUUCCCUUGUCUGCUGAAUACACCUCCUAAUUGUUUAAAUUAUUUACACAUAUAGCCAGUUUUGUUGUCAUUGUCAUGUAUUUUUUAACAUGAAUAUG